Hippocampus comes (tiger tail seahorse) is the source of this 1769-nucleotide messenger RNA. RefSeq names its product solute carrier family 2, facilitated glucose transporter member 4. Bases 189 to 1703 code for a protein of 504 amino acids. Gene Ontology annotation, biological process: dehydroascorbic acid transport. The record is from RefSeq and is a predicted model, not a curated record. Gene Ontology annotation, cellular component: plasma membrane; endomembrane system; perinuclear region of cytoplasm. Gene Ontology annotation, molecular function: D-glucose transmembrane transporter activity. Lineage: Eukaryota; Metazoa; Chordata; Actinopteri; Syngnathiformes; Syngnathidae. The transcript has 11 exons.
UGCACGUGGUUGCACUGGUGUCACUUUACAGACCAGCCGUGGACAGUGGACAGUCUUGCUGAAAAGCAGGACCGGGGCACGUUUGCUUUUUGGAUCUGAUCGCGUUUUGUCUCCAAGCUUGAAGUCCAAGAGGGGAGCUGCCAGGCACGCUCUCUCUCGGGUGGAGCUUGACGGAGCUGCCAAAAGUCAUGCCGGCCGGCUUUCAGCAACUGGGAGGAGAGACGGUGACUGGAACCCUUGCCCUAUCCGUGUUCACUGCUGUACUGGGAUCCCUGGAGUUCGGGUACAACAUCGGUGUCAUCAAUGCACCUCAGAAGAUCAUCGAGGAGAACUACAACGCCACAUGGGUGCACCGCUACGGACAAGCCAUCCCGGCGGGGACCCUCACGUCUCUGUGGUCCCUGUCCGUUGCCAUCUUCUCCAUCGGCGGGAUGUUGUCUUCGUUCUGCGUCGGCUUUGUUUCCGAGUGGCUGGGCAGGAGAAAAGCCAUGCUGAUCAACAACUUGCUAGCCUUCAUGGGUGGGACGCUGAUGGGCCUGUCCAAGGUGUGUCGCUCCUUCGAAAUGUUGAUCCUAGGACGCCUUGUCAUCGGCGCCUACUGCGGGCUGGCAUCCGGCUUGACCCCUAUGUACGUGGGCGAGAUAGCGCCAACCAGUCUGCGCGGGGCGCUGGGCACGCUGCACCAGCUGGCCAUCGUCACAGGGAUUCUCUUGGCGCAGAUCCUGGGGCUGGAGCAGCUGCUGGGAGGUGAGGAGCUGUGGCCCAUCCUGAUGGGGCUGACGGUGUUGCCGACCGUCCUCCAGAUGGCGCUGCUACCGUUCUGCCCCGAGAGCCCCCGCUUUCUCUACAUCGUCCGAUGUCAGGAGCACCACGCCAAGAGAGGCCUGAGGAGGUUGACGGGGCGCCAGGAAGUGGGCGACCUGCUGGCGGAGAUGAAGGAGGAGAAGAGGAGGAUGGACAUGGAAAGGAAGGUGUCCAUCGCGGAGCUCUUCAGGUCGCCGCUUCACCGCCAGCCGAUGGUCAUUUCCAUUCUGCUGCAGCUCUCCCAGCAGCUCUCCGGGAUCAACGCGAUUUUUUACUACUCCACCAGCAUCUUCACCAAGGCCGGAGUCCAAAGUCCAGUUUAUGCCACAAUUGGAGCCGGAGUGGUGAACUGUGCUUUCACCGUGGUCUCGCUCUUCCUAGUUGAGCGGAUGGGCCGGAGGACGCUCCACAUGCUGGGACUGGGCGGCAUGUGUGUCUGCGCUGUGGUCAUGACCAUAGCUCUCAGCUUAUUGGACACCGUCCCCGCAAUGAGCUACGUCAGCAUGUUGUCCAUCUUCGGUUUUGUGGCCUUCUUCGAGGUCGGUCCGGGUCCAAUCCCUUGGUUCAUUGUCGCCGAGCUGUUCUCACAGGGUCCCAGACCAGCUGCUAUGGCCGUGGCAGGUUGCUCAAACUGGACCGCUAACUUCAUCAUUGGCAUGGGCUUCCAGUACGUUGCUGAGCUGUGCGGACCGUACGUGUUCCUGAUCUUCGCCGCGCUGCUGCUCUUCUUCCUCGUCUUCACCUUCUUCCGCGUGCCCGAGACACGGGGCAAGACCUUCGACCAGAUUUCCGCCAACUUCCACCACGCCUCAGCCGAUGACGCCAUGAUGGACAUGGAUAUGGAACUCAACAAGACGAGCACGGAACUGGACUACUUUGGGGACGAAAGCAUUAACUGACAAUUUCCAUGACGACACUGGAGGGCUUUUGUUGUAUUUAUAAUCUGAGUGUUGUGUUUAAAAAAA